UAUUUCGUAAACGUAGCGAAGGCCGCCUGCUGUCCGAACUGGACCGGUUCUGCAGGCAAACUAAAGAGGUCCAUUCGCUUUCCUAGUUAACUGCGCACAACAACAAUUUAUCACAACGUCCACCUAGAUUGCCUGUUGAGAUGACGUUCCGCGUAGCUCUGCAGUCACCGAGCACUCCGUCCGCUGCGGCUCAUCGUGAGCUCUCUCCUCUCUCGCCGAGGACGCCUUGUAAAGCGCCUCGGGAUGCCGAAACGCUCUUGCAGGCGCUCUAUAAGUGAAACACGAAACACGUCGAUGUCGUUGCGUUUUUAGUUCUAUCCAAAACUAGCUUUAGAGAUCCCGGACUAAGACCCAGUUUACGUGUCGGUUUCCAGUCCAGGCGGAACAGGCCGGAGACGCCUCGUUAAAACGGUUUGUUGCUCGCGCCCGAGAUGCCAUCCCUUCGCUCUUUCACUGGCGAGACACGUCCGUGUCGAUUAAAGAUCACUGCGGCGCUGCCGGAGGCGGACCGGCUCGAGGAGAGCGGUUUGAAAAGCGCCCCUCCUCCCUCUGAGUUCCCUUUCCACGACCCCCCGAGACAGGUGAGCUGCUGAGCUCGAGUCUGGCGAGAGCGGGGAACCGGCUGCAACGGCGCCGUUAUCAUCACCGUUCCAAAACAAAGAGUGAAAAAGUGAAAUCUUUUUGCGCGACAAGAAGACCUUGUUCUUUCUGUCAAAUACGCCUCGCAGCGCCCUUGUGCUCCGGCAAUAGCGGAGCGCUCUCUGGGUGGGCGCCUUCUGGAGGGGGGGGUCGAGGAGGAUGACGUCACUGACAACGCGCUAAAGGCGAGGAGGGAGGCAGCGGGUUAGUCAGUCGGGCAGCGCAGGUCUUCGGGACAGGUCCAAGGGUUCGCGCGUUCCUGAGGUAAAACUCGGAGCAGAUCGGAGUGCUGUGGAAGGGGAGCGCGGCGUGUAGCUCCUGGCGUCGGCUGGGUUUCUCUUCUGCUGUCCCGUGUGGGGGAAUCUGUAAGCGGCUGUUUGUUUUGACAGGUGGGCUGGCUGACUGACUGACGCCGGAAAUGAAAGACAGAGCCCUGUGGCUGCUCCUCGCUCUCCUGCCCGUGUGCCUGUGUGCAUCUGAGGAUUAUGGGAAAGUAGACUGCGGGCACUGCUAUAAAAUUGAGCCAGGCACCAUGGUGGGCAUCAUAGCAGGCGACGUGGUGCUGACCGUCCUCAUCGUCAUCUCCGUCUAUUACUGCGCCAGUCGGAAGAGACACAAGCGUGAGCAAGCGGACAAGGUCUACAUGAAUGUCAGGGCGAAUGUCAAGGCCUGACAGCCUGUGACGCCAGCUGGUCAUCGCAACCUCUGUCCAGCCCUCCACACUGACACUGACUUGGCGUCCAGCUCCCAGCACCAGACUCCCAUUCAGCUACAUUGGAGUGACCCUGCAGUGGCACAAGGGUCAGGUUUUCCAACCUGAAGAUUCUGUUCAAAAUCAGUUCAUCAGUAAAUACAGCCAAUUCGGUUCUAAUCGGUUCUCAAGCAGAAGCCUGCUUGAUUUUGGACCACCUUGGAUUUUGUUUACUAAAUAAAAAUGACGGAAGAAACAGGACAGACAUAUUGAAAAAUCCACGUUUGUGUAUUAUCUACUUUCACAAGUACUUUCACGAACAAACACAGCUAGCUGCAACUACAGGCAUUCUGUAUGGUUUCACUUUAUAAGAGGCGUGACCCGGCUCUUUCUCUCCUCUGCACCGCACAGUGUCCAUACAGUAGGUACACAGAGCUCCUCAUUCCCACGCUUUAAGAUGUCCAGGAUCUCCCAAAAAUCAGGUUCUGUGAAUUUAGUUCCCCAGCUGCCUCAUAUAAACCUCCUGACCUCA
Molecule: messenger RNA, 1862 nt
Organism: Lepisosteus oculatus (spotted gar)
Lineage: Eukaryota; Metazoa; Chordata; Actinopteri; Semionotiformes; Lepisosteidae
Gene: hcst
Product: hematopoietic cell signal transducer
Biological process (GO): positive regulation of phosphatidylinositol 3-kinase/protein kinase B signal transduction; regulation of immune response
Cellular component (GO): membrane
Molecular function (GO): signaling receptor binding; phosphatidylinositol 3-kinase binding
Source: RefSeq, a predicted model, not a curated record